Perca fluviatilis (European perch) is the source of this 2714-nucleotide messenger RNA. Its product is annotated as inversin-A-like. NCBI's taxonomy places the organism in Eukaryota, Metazoa, Chordata, Actinopteri, Perciformes, Percidae. Bases 581 to 2041 code for a protein of 486 amino acids. The record is from RefSeq and is a predicted model, not a curated record. The transcript has a single exon. Gene Ontology annotation, molecular function: protein binding.
UUAGGGGUGAAUAGGGAUAUUCGAAGUGCUUAAAAAAGGACUGUAUCUUAACAGCACCACCAAUUAUAUUUCUAUGAAAAUUCAUCUUAUCUUUGACUCAUUAAAACGCCAUUCUAAUGCCAACAAUAGAGAGACCAGUCUGUUCCCUUCUGAUAUCUGAUCAUUGUAUAUUCAAAAUGGCUCAAGUGGGGUCACACUGUCAGGAGGCCAGAUUUAUUGUUAACAGCGGGAGUGCGCAGCCCUCUGUUAACACACACCGCCCGCGCACUUAUUUCCCAAACAAUGACCACUGCUGCCUAAUGACAUUCAACAAGUGCAGGAUGAAUCCAGAUCCACUCUUGAACACAGGCGGCUCCAGCGCUGAAGCUCUGAAUUGCCAUUAUAAGCAAAGUAUUUCCAUAAGAAAGACGAACAAAGCGCGGUCGUUAUGUUUGCGUUGCCCGGCAACUCCGUGGCUUCCCCUUCACUAUAUAACAGAGGUGAUGGGUUGAUUUUGUCAGCACUCGUUUUGGGGAGAGGUUUCCAAAUCUGCUCCGAAUGGUAAAAUUUCUCCGAUAAGUUUUUGGCCCUUUUCAGAAUCAUGCUCAAUGCUCAGGGGAAAUCCGCUGGGCAAACGGGCACUAAGAUCCUCCUGGAGGCGAUGGCCAAGGAUAAAGUCCACCUGGCCAGGUUCGUUCUGGACGCGCUGGAUGGGGAAAUCGUGGACUCCAAAACAGAGGACGCACAGACUCCGCUCAUCUCUUCUAUCCUGCUGCCCGAUAGUCAGACUAGGUGUAAGUUUGUAGAGCUUCUGCUGCAGAGAGGGGCCAAUGUCAACUGUCAGGACGGAAACGGGCGCACCGCGCUCAGUUACGCCUGUGAGAAAGGCUAUCUGGAUGCUGUGAAGAACCUGGUCCGAAACAACGCAGACCCGGAGAUUGUGGACGCCUGGGGGAACACUGCGCUAAUGUACGCCGCAGUAGCAGGUCACUCCCCUGUCGUUGAGUUUUUGGUGAGAGCUUUCAAGAGGCUGGGUCUUCAGAUAGACAGGCAAAAUCAAGUUGGCAACUCUGCUGUUAAAGUGGCAAAGUUUCUCGGCCACACAGAGUGCAUCGUUGCGCUCACUAACAACUCCAAAAAGGCCCGUGAGGCUGAGCAGGGCGCUCGGGGAAAUGCGCAGCCCCGACUUGGUUUGGGACGCGGUGAUGUAAUUGAAAAGUUUGAGAGGAGAGUUGGACAUUUAGGGAAUAAACUUGAAGACCUCCAAACGUGUAAUCAUGCAGAGUGUCCAUUGGUUCGAAAUUGCACUUGGCAACCAAGACUUUGGGUAAAGCAGAGUCGGUUGCCAUCGAUGGACUCGAUAGAGGAGUUUGAAAGAGAUAAUGAUGGCUCCUACUUGCCUCCACAGGAGCUAGUCUUCUCCGAAGUCCUAAACCCUAAACCCCCACCGCGGACUUCAGAACAUUCUUCCAACUCUAAGCAUCCUAAACCUGGGGAUGAUCACCUCCCCCCUCUUAAACAGAGCUCGAUUUUCUUUUCACCCCGGCCCAGCAGAAACACCCCCAAACCCAGCGCGCCCUCUGCCCUAGGCAUCUUACUGGCUCCCAUUCUCUCCCACAAAAGUGAGAUGGAACCAGGGACAGAAAAAUCUAAAAUAUUAGACUUCGGUGUGCGCAGAUUUCACGAAAAUUACUAUCAGAAAAGAAGUAGUCUACCAACCAGUAUCCUCAGCCCCACACCCCCGGACCGCACACUGGUGCCCGUGCGUAAAUCCACAACCAUGAGGAGGCGCGAAGCGUCACCCUGCAAGCCUGAACCUCUUCUUUUAACCGCUACUUCAACCACGGCUUUCUCGGUGUUGAGCAACAAACUCUUACGCCGUUUUACGUCCCCGGAGUUAAAAAAGGACGCGAAAGAGUUGGAGAAGAAUCCGAUGUUGACUUCAGGGCGGAUUCCGCGAUCAGAAACUUUUCCUCAGAGCAUGAAACAUCCCCAGGUGGGCAGUAAACCUAGCAUCGACAGCAUCAGCUCUGUCAAGUGCGAGUUUGGCUUUCUGAAAUGAAAACCAAAGUGCGUCAUGCGUAAAAAGUGUUUGUCCGUAAUUUAUCCACCACUAAUGUCAAGACUACGACGUUGCUUUUAGACCUCAGAAAUCAUCUGUUACACUCAAUUGCGCUAUUUUUAAAAUUCACCUUCGAAAUGUGUCUCAGUGACCUUAUAAACUCUAAUGCAUUGCAUGCAAGUGAUAGAGCAUCCAACAGCGUCUGUGUCCAAUGUUCUCGUGGUGACAAUAUAUCCGCACUGCAAAAGUUUCUUACAUCCGGACGCUAUCAACCGAAGGAUAGAGGGAGUCAAAUGAACCUAAAAGUUUAACUACGACUGAAUAACUGAAAAACCAACAGUAAUUUAAAAGUAUCUUGCGUAAACUACGUGCGUAAAUGCCAGGUGCGUCUGCCAGUUGGAUACUGCAGCUACAGAGGUAAACGCAAUGUGUAACUUCUACUGUAGUUUCAGUGUGGUUGCUCCUGUGUUCAGCAGCAUUUGCCACUCCCUUUGGAGUGGGUGGGGGUUGCAGAAGUUGAAGGGGUGAUAAAUUAUUGAAAAGAGUAUUAACUUGCGUUGUGCUACAAUCUUUUAUAGGUUUCUGUAUCUUUCACCACGUUAGUGUUGAUUUCUGUUAGAUUAGUCUGCCAUCUUUAAAUACUGAUUUUAAUAAAAUCUCACUAUGAACAUGU